Molecule: messenger RNA, 2332 nt
Organism: Falco peregrinus (peregrine falcon)
Lineage: Eukaryota; Metazoa; Chordata; Aves; Falconiformes; Falconidae
Product: tumor necrosis factor ligand superfamily member 10-like
Biological process (GO): immune response
Cellular component (GO): membrane
Molecular function (GO): tumor necrosis factor receptor binding
Source: RefSeq, a predicted model, not a curated record
GCGGGGCAGCGCAGCGUCGCCGUGCCGAGCCGUGCCCUGUCGGGCCGUGCCGUGCCGAGCCGUGCCGGGCUGAGCCGUGCCGUGCCGAGCCGAGCCGAGCCGUGCCGAGCCGGGCGAUGGCCCCGCACCAGCCCAGCGCCGGGCAGUACCUGCGCUCCGACAGCGGCGGCUCCGAGGUCCGUAUGCUGCCGGAUGGCCCCGGGCCGGGGGGGGCGCGGCGGCGGCGGCGGUGCGGGCCGCUGUGGGGCAGCGUGGCGGUCAUGGCCAUCCUGGCCCUGCAGAUCGCCUCCACCACCGGCCUCUUCGUCUACUUCACCAUGGCCAUCUCCAAGCUCAAAGCCCAGGCGCCAGGAAGCGCGGAGGAGCUGCGCUGUCUGCAGGCCAUCAACCAGCAGCAGGAGGGCUCCAGCCUGGAGGAGCUGAUCAGCAACCAGUCCUGCCUCAAGCUGGCCAACACCAUCAAAGCCUAUGUGGCCACGGUGACGGAGAACAUUAUCCGCAGGAGCGCGGUGAAGGAGACACGGCAGAGAUACUUCAACACCUCGGAGGGGCAGGUUCCCCCCAGAACAGCCGGCAAGCCCUCGGCGCAUCUUACCCUCCGCCCACAGAGCCUGGCCCAGGACGGAAACUCCAAGGACUUUGGGAACCUCUCCCAGUCCUGCCGCAACGCCAUCACCCACUGGGAAGACAACACCAUCCACUCACACCUGCAGAACAUCACCUACCGGGACGGCCGGCUGCGGGUCAACCAGGCGGGCAAGUACUACAUCUACUCCCAGAUCUACUUUCGCUACCCCAAUGAUGGGGCCAAUGCCCGACUCUCCGGCUCCCAGCUUGUGCAGUGCAUCAACUGGAAAACCUCCUACAGCCAGCCCAUCCUUCUGCUCAAAGGGGUUGGCACCAAGUGCUGGGCACCCGAGGCAGAUUACGGGCUCCACGCUCUCUACCAGGGGGGACUGUUUGAGCUGAAGGUUGGUGACGAGCUCUUUGUUUCCGUCUCCUCCUUGGCCAUCAACUACAACGAUGCAGCAGCCAGCUACUUUGGGGCCUUCCGGCUCGACCUGUGACAGCUGCCUUGCCUCCCACCUUCCUGCUGCUCCUGCCCAUCAACUCUGCCGGGUGGUCCAGGGGCACAGCUAUUCCAACAGGACAACAGCUGAACGGCGGGGCGGGGGGGGGGGGGGGGGGGGGGCUUCCCUGCGUGUGUUGUCCCCAGCAGUGAGGGAUGGGCCAGAGGAGGGCACGGGAGGUGGCUGCCCGCAGGGACCCACUGUGCUCGGUGCCACCUGGGGCCACACUGUCCAGCUGGGAGGAAGCCCAUGAGCCACAAAAGGUCUCCGAGGGCGCAUGGGAAACAUGCACAGUGUAGGGACAUCCCAGUCCUGGUGGCACGUCACCUCCCUGGCUCCCAUCUGAGCAAAUGGAGCAGGGAGCACUGAAGGGCUCCCUGCUGCAGGAGAGGCACUGGGUCACAUCUGCAACCAUGUCACCGUGGCAGGGUGACCCUCUGCCUGUCUGACCCCACAUCUGGCAGGGGCAGACCCAGCCAGCCAGGCUGCGGGUGCUGGGGGACCCUGAGCUGGAGGCGCUGGGACAGAAGCCAGGGUUAGCGGUGAGUGUCCGCACGGCAAAGCCUGGCAGGUACGAGGCGGGGCCAGCGUCAGCUUCUGGGAAGGAAUGAAGGAGUUUUGGUUUGGGCUAACUAGAAACCUGGAGCAAUGCCAGCUAUACGUUUCAGGGGAGGUCAAAGAGCAGGACCACGAAGCUGGAGUAGUCACCAGCCCAAGCAACCGCACCCAGGCACAUGGCAGAGAGACACGUUUUGCCCGAGCCAAGCUGCACAGCACCAUCCAGCCCAGGAGCUGGCCAUCACACCUCCCCCUUUGGUUCUGACCAAGCAUCUCUUGGGGUCUUCGGUCCUCCCAGCGCUGCUAGGCCAGCGCAGCCACCCGCUUGCUCACUUCUUUAGCCCCGGCAGUCGUUAACCUGCAGGAUUUCAACUCAUGGGUGAGCGCUGGACCCAGAAGGAACAAGACCAGCCCCUUGGUGUUAAGGGCUGUGUCAGAUGCAAAAGGUGGGUUCAAGCAGGGCAAAGUGUGGUCAAGCUGGCUGGGCCCACAGACUCUGGGGUGGGUGCAGCACCCUUUGUAAUUACCCGUAUACUCUCUGUAUCAAUAAGACUCGGUGUGCAUGGAGAGGACAGCACGUCUCCCAUGCCUCCCACAAAGAGGCUCAAGACUUCCCACACUCCCACGAAGGCUGUGAGCACCCCCAUGCUGGCUCAGCUGCAGAGGGGGUUCUCGGUGCUGGUUUAAAUAAAGCCUGUACUCCA